Molecule: messenger RNA, 736 nt
Organism: Pieris brassicae (large cabbage white)
Lineage: Eukaryota; Metazoa; Arthropoda; Insecta; Lepidoptera; Pieridae
Product: zinc finger CCHC domain-containing protein 24-like
Exons: 4
Coding region: 245-670 (141 amino acids)
Source: RefSeq, a predicted model, not a curated record
AAUUUUUGCCAAAUAGCGAAACAAAAACUUUUUACAAAACACGCCACUAUGCACGUGCAUGCUAUAGAUAUUGGAUUCAUUUUGCAUUUCGCUUGGGCGAGUUUAAAAGGAAUUGUAAUUUGAAACAAAGUGGCAUUGUUGUUAGUUCUGAGUAAUGGUCAUUUUAAUUUAACAACGAUUUUAGUUCAGUUGUUUGGACAAAUACAAAAUAGUUUUGAUAUAUUUUAAGUGGUGAUCUUGUAAAAUGGGUUGCUUUUGGUCAGACGAGAAUCACGAGACGUGCCGCCAUUGCAAUAGAAAAGCAGUUAAUAAUUUGGUAAUUGUGAAUGAAUGCUGCCAAAUAUGUCAUGAAUGGGUGACAAGACGAGAAAGUUCUGGAAGAACUGGUUUCCAAAAGCGUUCUAAUUCUAAGGGUCCAUAUUACGGUGAAUACAAAUGUCGGAGUUGCGGGAGAUACUGGAAUAGCAGACUUUGUUGGCCUAAAUCAUACCAAAUAUGUAAGAGAUGCAAAAUACAGGUCUACGCAUACAAUUACAGAGAAUUAUGCAAUUCAGAUCUAUCUAAAAAUGAGAAUAAGGAGCAUGCGAGUGAAUUAUGCCAAAAAUGCAAAGAAUUGGGACAUUAUUGUGGAUUCACUCGCAACAAACAAAAAUCCUUUAAGAAUUUCUAAAAAAAAUCGAGAGAAACAACUUUAUAUAAAAAAUAUUUAAUGAAAACCAAAAAUAUGUUUAUUAAU